Molecule: messenger RNA, 9928 nt
Organism: Equus caballus (horse)
Lineage: Eukaryota; Metazoa; Chordata; Mammalia; Perissodactyla; Equidae
Gene: DUSP16
Product: dual specificity phosphatase 16
Biological process (GO): protein dephosphorylation; negative regulation of MAPK cascade
Cellular component (GO): nucleus; cytoplasm
Molecular function (GO): MAP kinase tyrosine/serine/threonine phosphatase activity; protein tyrosine/threonine phosphatase activity; MAP kinase tyrosine phosphatase activity
Source: RefSeq, a predicted model, not a curated record
UGAAUUAGUUACUUAAAGUAUUUACUUUUCCUUGAGAAUCAUGGAUAUUGGUGGACAUGCAGCUCGGGAGCAGAUCAUUGAGGCUUGUGGAGUUCUGUAUUGGGUGAAGGCAGCAACCUAGGGAAGUAUAUUGAAAUACUAAGAAUUGUGGCUUUAUUUUAGAUAUUUUAGUCCAAAUGCGACGAGGCAUCGUGAAAGUUGUUUUUUAAAAAAAAUAAAGUAGAAUUGACUGAGUUUGAGGACUGUGGAAGGUUACUGUUAAAAGUUUUGUGGGUUUUUUUGGUUAAGAUUUAACAUCUUCGUAAAAAUUUGGGCUAAAUAACACCAGCCCACAAGUUGUUUUUUAGGUAAAAUCAUUUGUAUUGAUCAAAGUUCCACAAGAGGGAAAAAUUAAAAGUGAGUUUAUUCUUAUUCUGUUGGUAGUAUGGUGAAUAGCGUAUGAAAAAAAGUCAAUUCAAGCCCUAUAAACCUACAUUCGGAUGUAAAAUAAUUGAAUAAUAAGUAAAAAUAGUCAUGUAAAAUUGAGGAUUAGGGGGGUCUCUGGCCAGAAGCUUGAUGGCAGUAACUGAAAAGGGGGCAAAAGGGAAGAUCCUGUUAACCCAGUUCCUUUCCUUUUUCUUAUACAUUUAAAACCUGUUUGUGGAAGUGAGGCUGAGAUCAGGUCUGAGAUGGGAGCAGCGUUUAGGCUGGGGUCAGGAGAACGGCCAGGGUUUAUGUGUGAGUUUGUUUUGAUGCUGUUUUCUAUAAAUGCCUCUACUGGGAAUUUAAUUCCAUAGAGGUUUUGGCCUAUGGGAUUAUAUAUUGAUGAAGCUGACUCGCAGAGCUGUCCAGUGUUAAUGUGUUUCUGUUUUUCAGCCAGUCAUAAUAUCCUACUAAAUAUAAUUUGCCAGAAUUACCAGUGUAAUUUGUCUUAGACAUCCAACAUUUCCUGGAGUACUAAAAAAAAAGUGGAGUUUUCUGUCCUAUGUUAUUUGGAGUAAAAAUUUCACUGGAUGCCUGAUGUUUUUAAAAGGAUUUCCAUUUUCAAGCAAAUGCUACUUUAAACUGAAGAAGUAAAUUAAUGUAGGGUAAGCUGAUUUGGAUCAGAAAUCCUAUGAAAAGGGAGGAAACAGGAGAAACAGAAAUCAGAUUUUCUGACAGAUUUCAACAGAUUGAAAAAACUUGUUUAAAAAGUUUCAUAGGAAAAGCCACAAUUGAUACUUGAUUGGCUCUUUUUAAAUUAACUUCAUCAAAAUUUAAAACUGAGACAGAUAUCCACCAUCAUAAAAGAAAAUGUUAUUAAUGUUGGCUUAAGCAAAAACAUAAUUAAGAACGUAAAUCUUGCCCAGAGCUACAUAUGAUACAUUCCAAAGCCAGCUGUCAACUUUUUUCCUGAUUUUCUUGUGUUGUGGAUAAUCUGAUAUUUUUCUACAUUUCAUUAGCCCAGAUAAUCAAGAGUUGAGUAUAUGAAGGGAUGGGGUUCACAAAGCUUGGCUAGAUUUAAAGAAGUAGGCUCAUGCUUUAAGAAGAGGCUGUUUUCGUACGCAGACUGAGAAAGGGAGUUAAAAAUGUAAUCAAAUAAAUGAGGGGAGGAAACAGGAGUGGCGCAAAAAGAAGAAUCCAAGGCAGAUUACCAAGGACAGGUACAAAGAAAUAAUAAAAGCUUGCCAGGGGUGUGAUCAGUAAAGGAGGAAAUGGGAUACAUCUUGCUAUGAAAGGAAGAAGGUGUAAAGGGAAAAAAUACCCUCUAAUAACUCCGCAACAAGAAAGAGGGUAAUGAAACUUUACCUCCUCUUUGAUUGGGGUUACAUACCUCCUUAUAGGUAUCACCAAAAAGUCACAUGAUUUUUUAUUACAUAAAAAAUUUAAUCUUGGGGGAGAGGAAUAGAUAAAGUCAAUUAUGGGCAUAAGUUAUAAUUACAUGAGAUUGUAAAACUUGAAAUUGCCAACGAUCAAUUUAAAAUAGAGGGGGACCCACUGCAAUUUCAGUUGAGUUAUUGGAAAGGGAGGGAUGGGUUAUAAAAAGUUAAAACUUAACUAAAUUGAUUUCUGGAUUAACUACAGAUAUAAUCAAUCAAGCAAAACAUUUAUUAGUGGUACACUAUUUACAUGGACUGAGGUGGAUAUCAAAAGCUCGGGACAUGGGUCCAUGCCCUUAACAAGGAGAGAAGGAGUAUAAGAAUUCUAUGGGAGGUAUGUACAUAUGCAAAGAUAAACAAUUACUGGACAGCUGGGAAGUGCCAAAUUGUGUAAAGGAGAAAGAGAUUGGAGGAUUGGGGAGGUAAUCUUCAUAAAGAUAAUAGAAUUUAACCCUGGCCUUAAAAGAUGGUUAACGUGUGUAUGGAGGAAAGGAAGAGGGGGAGACCAUUCAUCCAACUCUUCAUUCAGCAAAUGUAUUUGGAGCCCCUACUAUGUGCCAGACACAGUUCUCGGAACUGGGCAUACAAAGGAAAGUAAGGUUUUUGCUGUUAUGGAACUUACAUCUUAGUGGGGGAAGACGGAAGAACAAUAAACAAGUAAACACUGCGUGGAAAAUUUGAUGUCAAAUAGUGAUGUCUUGUGAAGAUAGUACUGCUUAAGGUCAAGGAAAUUAUGGAGGGCUAGUUACGGUCGCACUUAUUCUGUAAAUAACCUGUUUUGCCUAUGAUAUCCUGAUGAGUGAUGUUAAUGAUAGAACUUUUUAAUAUUUAUUUGCAGUCCAAAUCAAUUUGAAGUCUACACAUUAACUUCAUCUUUAACCAAUUUUUUAAAAGAAACCUACAUAAUGUUUUUUAGAUUGAAGCCUGCAAGCUUUGAGUUUUUAACUUCUCAUUAAUUUAUCUACAGUUCUUUUGCUGCCAUUUGCUAAGAAUCUCAUAUUUUUGCAGUGAGGUUUAUAUCAUUGUUUACAGUGUUCUUAGGUUUGUGAUAUACUGGGCUGUAUACUUAGAUUAGAUUCUCCAUUAGGAACAAUAGUCACAAUAGUGCUAUAAAGUUAAGCUAAAUUCCAAGUUUGUUUUGAUGGUUCCUCGUAUGAGAACACGUACAACAAAAGAGGUACCCACAGUAUAAGUAAGCUAUUCAGCUUGAUGACCAGCUAGGUGAAGUUGGGUAAAGGAUGACACCUCUCCAAGGUCUUGUCCACAUGGUACAGGAGAUGAAUAGUAAAUCUGCACGGCAUUGGGCUCUGUGUGCUUAGUUGUGUCUCCUUAAAGAUUGGUAGGGGAGUUAGUGGUCUCACUGGAUAUGCUAUCUUAAAAUUCUAUCUUAGAGUUUUUAGUUUUUCUACAGAUAGUAGAAACCUGAAGCAAAAGCGUGAAAUGGUGAGGUCUGGAUUCGUACUCUAGUUAUCUGACUGCCAGGUUUUUUUUUGUUUUUGAGAGGAUGUCUUUUAUGAUGUUAACCAAAAAUUUCUUAGUGCCUAUUUCAUGUUUUUGGACACAUUUAUGAAAUACUUCUCAAGCAUCGUUUAAGAAAUAUGUUCCCUCCCCUUCUCUACUCUUUCUGCGGUUUUAAACUUAAAAAAAUUUACGGGUGAAAUUGAGGUAAAGGAUUCCAAAAAUGAUUUAUAUUAAGUGUGUGUGUGUCUAUGGAACCAAAUCUCUCAAAAAAUUGUCUAUAUAGACCCAACCAAUUUUCAUCUACAAUACAUUCUGAUGUAUUUGGGAUAAGCCUAUGGAAAAGAAAACAAUUUUCAGAGGAGGUAGGAAAUUCUUUAGUGUUGCAUUGAUUUCCUUCUAAAUGAAAUACUCCAUUUAGAAAAGAAUUGUAGAUAUAAAUGCCAGGGGUCUGUGGUGUGUGAGAUAAAAACUAAUGUGACAUGUAGCCUUCAGAAAUAUUUGGGAGGGACGGUAGAACUCAGAUUUGUUUUAGUGUCUUGGUGAGGGGUGGGACAAACUGCAGUCUACAGAAAAAAGAUGCACCGUAAAUUGAAAUGGUAUAUGGCAAGGUAAUUAGUGUUAAAUGUCUCCAUUCUUUCCCUUACAAUUAAUAGAGAAAGACAGAGAGAGUUAUAUGCUACUUAUUGUUUGCAUUGUAUAAAUUAAAACAAAAAUACAACUCAUGUCCUAGGCUUUUGAUAAAUGUUUGCUGAAUAAAUUGAAUUAAAUUUCACAACGGUUACUUUUAACUGUGGUUCCAUUAUAUCUCGAGCUUAGAACACUGUUUUUUGAGCUUUGAGUUGAAGUCUGCAGGAGGUCGCCUUACGGCCUUGGGCACCUGAUUGUUUCAGCAGUCUGUUCAUCCUAGAACCUGGACCCUGACCUUACCUCCAGCUUGCCUGACCCUGUGGCUGACCUGACCUCAUCUUUUCCGAAAUGGCAGAUGAGGAAACUGAGACCUUAGAGAGACUGAGUAAUUGAUCCAAAUCCCAAAGCAAGCAAGAAGUGGCGCCAGAACUGGAGCUGAGAUCUGCUGACUCAUUUUCAGGCUUUUCAGUUCAGUGUGAAGCUGUCGGAGCGAGGGAGCAAAGGUAAAGAAUGAUGUAAUGAACUGGCCGCCCUAAAGCAUCUUUUGUUGUGGCAUGGUUAUUCCAGUCAUCUCUUUAUGAAUCAGAUGUGAGGGGCUGCUUUGUGGAAGGAAUCCUUUGCAAGAGCACAUCAGCGGGAAAGAGAAAGAGACAUUCACUUGGAGGGCUCUUGCUGAAAAUGGGUUUAACUCUCCUUUUGCCAGUCACCACCAGCCUGACCUCAUACAGUUGUAGUACAAUGGAGUGGCUGAGCCUUUGAGCACACCACCAUUACAUCAUCGUGGCAAAUUAAAGAGGGAGGUGGGAAAAGAGGACUUAUUGUUGUCAUGGCCCAUGAGAUGAUUGGAACUCAAAUUGUUACUGAGAGGUUGGUGGCUCUGCUGGAAAGUGGAACGGAAAAAGUGCUGCUAAUUGAUAGCCGGCCAUUUGUGGAAUACAAUACAUCCCACAUUUUGGAAGCCAUUAAUAUCAACUGCUCCAAGCUUAUGAAGCGAAGGUUGCAACAGGACAAAGUGUUAAUUACAGAGCUCAUCCAGCAUUCAGCGAAACACAAGGUCGACAUUGAUUGCAGUCAGAAGGUCGUAGUUUACGAUCAAAGCUCCCAAGAUGUUGCCUCUCUGUCUUCAGACUGUUUUCUCACUGUGCUUCUGGGUAAACUGGAGAAGAGCUUCAGCUCAGUUCACCUGCUCGCAGGUGGGUUUGCCGAGUUCUCCCGUUGUUUCCCUGGCCUCUGUGAAGGAAAGUCCACUCUAGUCCCCACCUGCAUCUCUCAGCCUUGCUUACCUGUUGCCAACAUUGGGCCAACCCGAAUUCUUCCCAAUCUCUAUCUUGGCUGCCAGCGAGAUGUCCUCAACAAGGAGCUGAUGCAGCAGAAUGGGAUUGGCUAUGUGCUGAAUGCCAGCAACACCUGUCCCAAGCCCGACUUCAUCCCCGAGUCGCACUUCCUGCGAGUGCCUGUGAAUGACAGCUUCUGUGAGAAGAUCCUGCCGUGGUUGGACAAAUCCGUAGAUUUCAUCGAGAAAGCAAAGGCCUCCAAUGGGUGUGUCCUCGUGCACUGCUUGGCUGGCAUCUCCCGCUCCGCCACCAUCGCCAUCGCCUACAUCAUGAAGAGGAUGGACAUGUCCUUAGAUGAAGCUUACAGAUUUGUGAAAGAAAAAAGACCUACUAUAUCUCCAAACUUCAAUUUUCUGGGCCAACUCCUGGACUAUGAGAAGAAGAUUAAGAACCAGACUGGAGCAUCAGGGCCAAAGAGUAAACUCAAGCUGCUGCACCUGGAGAAGCCGAAUGACCCUGCCCCUGCAGCCUCAGAGGGUGGACCGAAAAGCGACCUGUCCCUCAGUCCACCCUGUGCCAACUCUGCUACCUCAGAGGCAGCAGGGCAACGGCCUGUGCAUCCUGCCAGUGUGCCCAGCGUGCCGCCAUCACUGCUAGAGGACAGCCCGCUGGUACAGGCGCUCAACGGGCUCCACCUGGCCUCAGACAAGCUGGAAGACAGCAAUAAGCUCAAGCGUUCCUUCUCUCUGGAUAUCAAAUCCGUGUCGUACUCAGCCAGUAUGGCAGCAUCCUUGCAUGGUUUCUCCUCAUCAGAAGAUGCUCUGGAAUACUACAAACCUUCCACCACUCUGGAUGGGACCAACAAGCUAUGCCAGUUCUCUCCGGUCGAGGAAGUGUCGGAGCAGACUCCGGAAACCAGCCCAGAUAAGGAGGAAGCCAACGUCCCGAAGAAACCUCAGACCGCCAGGCCUUCAGACAGCCAGAGCAAGCGCUCACAUUCAGUAAGAACCAGCAACAGUGGUGCCACCCAGAGGUCCCUCUUGUCUCCGCUGCAUCGAAGCGGGAGUGUGGAGGACAACUACCAUACUAACUUCCUCUUCGGCCUUUCCACCAGCCAGCAGCACCUCGCAAAGUCCGCCGCCGGGCUGGGCCUCAAGGGCUGGCACUCGGACAUCCUGGCUCCCCAGACCUCCACCCCGUCCCUGGCCAACAGUUGGUAUUUUGCCACGGAGUCCUCUCACUUCUACUCCGCCUCCGCCAUCUACGGGGGCAGCGCCAGUUACUCCGCCUACAGCUGCAGCCAGCUGCCCACCUGCAGCGACCAGGUCUAUUCCGUGCGCAGGCGGCAGAAGCCAAGCGACCGAGCUGACUCACGGCGGAGCUGGCACGAAGAGAGCCCCUUUGAAAAGCAGUUUAAACGCAGAAGCUGCCAGAUGGAGUUUGGAGAGAGCCUCAUGUCGGAGAACAGGUCGCGGGAAGAGCUGGGGAAGGUGGGCAGCCAGUCCAGCUUCUCAGGCAGCAUGGAGAUCAUCGAGGUCUCCUGAGAGGACGGCCUCUGUGACUUCCAUGGACAGCUUUUUUCUUGUUCACAAAAAAUAUUCCCUGUAAAUCUGAAAUAUAUAUAUGUACAUACAUAUAUAUUUUUGGAAAAUGGAGCUAUGGUGUAAAAGCAAAAGAUGGAUCAACAGUUUUUCUCUUAACAUCCGCAUUUGAGAGAUCCGCUCAUAUUUCUCUCAACAAAGUGGAAGGGCACGUGGCAGGUUCUCCCCUAGAUAGAUGAAACGAUUUUAUGCAGUGAAUUGCACAUCCUCUUGUUCUUAGUGAAUCGAGUUUUAUUUGGUGUUGGAGACAGAAUCCCCUACCAGUUGUUGUGCUACAAAGAAAUCUCAAAUGCUAGCCCUCGUCCAGUCCCUUCCAUCGUGCACCUUAGCGCUGAGACUGAGCCAGCUUGAGGGUCAGGUGGGUAGACCCUUUUAGGGACAGAACCUAAUGGUAAAUCCAAGAGAAAUGAUCAAUUCCAAAGCUAACGAAUUCCCGCUCACCUGACGGCCGAGUGACGCGAGCAUCAUUCUGCUGGACGGACCGUGCGGGGCCUUGCCAAGGUCGCGUUUAGAGCAAACCAGUACCUCAGAGUGAAAGUCGGGGCGUUCCCACCGCACGUCUGGUAGCCCAUGUUCUAGGCAUUGUGACCAGUAGGGAGCUAGUCCCGCUUGUCAGACCAAUUUAAACUGUCCAUGCACAGAUGUCCAGCUGGGCCCGGAUGGAGGGAGUCCACUUUUUCUUUCUUCUUCUCAGCUUUAUGAAGAAAGAGAAGGGAAGCCAUCUGGGAUUCAGUUUAACAGCCAGGAAUCUGGCAGUGCAAUGAUUUAAGCUAAGGUUGGGAGGCUAAACAAGUCUUACUUCCCUCUUUAUAAAUCAGAGAAUUGUUCAAAAUGGGAUUGUUAAUCCUUUAAAUAGAGAUUAACUUGGUUUCAAGCCAGAUGUGAGUUUUUGGUAGCAGAACAGCAGCACCUCCAGGUUCCCAGCCACAGUAGGUGUUUUCCAUUUCUGUUUCCCUGCACAGAUACAUUUUGUAAAAAUGUGACAAUAAGGUAGAAUUUUAUAGGAAACUACCAGAGGGAGAAAAACGAAGGAAAGAUUGAAGAAAGUAAAAUUGCUGAGGAGCAGCAGGGAGCUGUUGUUUUCUGGAUGUUUCCUUUCCCCUCAGCACGCGAGGAGGGUGGCGUGCCUGUGAUUCCCUUAGAGUUGCAGACUCGCUGGUGGGGCUGGGGGCCCGAGUGAGCAGGGACUGGGCAGAAUCAAACGGCGUGGGAGGCAAGGAGAGAGCGGCUGGACUGUGUUUCGCUGUGAGCGGAGUGGGAAGCCACAGCUGAGCUAUUCUCAGAAAUCGUCCCCAGCACUUUCUUAGUAGAAAGGACAUAGCAAAAUGGAGUGGGCCCACGGCCGCUCAGCCCUUGACCUACAAUCACUGUACAGAACCAGUCCUGGCAGCUGAAAGAGGAGGUGAUUAGAACCAGUACACAAGUGACAGGACAGAUCUGCUUUUAAACUUCCUGGCUUGAGUUCUCUCAACAGUGUGGUCCUCUUCUGAAACCUUCACUCACGUCAGCAGCUUUGGGGGUGGGGGGGGGUUAUCUUUGUUCUUUACUGUAAGUGUAGCUAGUUGCUGACUCAUAUCUCAGGUUUUUCUAUGUUUGAGAAAUGGACAGUCCUUUGACUAGGAUGUGACUUAAUGUUUCCUAUGGUGACUGCUAAAACCAGCACAGAAUGACGUGAUUCAAAACUGACUUGAUCAUGACGAUGACCUUCACUGAACUGGUUAUGCACAAGUGACAUGCUGUGAGGGGGGGCAGAAAAAGGGUAACUGAGUGCAUCGUUACCUUACUGAAAAAACUGUUAAAUGAUCUGAGUUGGUUUUUCUGUGUACAUUUAAAUUUUGGAUGUAAUCAGACAUUCUCACGGUUUCACACAGCAAUUUUUGAUGUGUUAUGUGUACACACACCAAAUGGCUAACAGCUCUCUGUUUGCAGAGUCUGGUCACAACUGUCAGACACGUUUCAGAAGUGAAAGCAAUAGCUCCAAUGUUAGUAUGUUUCGGGAGGGUUGGGGACGUGGUUUUCACGAGAUCUUUGGGCAGGAAUUUGCCUCCCAUCAUUUGGGAUUUCUCUCGGCCACGCUCCCCUUCCUUCCUGUGACUGUGAUGUAGUCAUACACUACAGCCUUUAGUCCUUGAUUGCUAACGUCCAACAAUCAGUUCUCAGAAUGAAGACCAACCUGCGGAAGGGGUGGCCUCAGAGCGGCCUGGAGCUGACGGGCGUCGCAGGCCACGUGGGGCAGCUCGCUUCGGCGCGUAAUCGUAGGGGAGGCCCUGCAGUCUGCUAGGAGGAUACAGAAUGGUGAUUUUAAAGAGCAAACUAGACUUCUAUGUGAGAAAUGCUGGAAAAUGGUUUAGGACAUUUGUAAAGUUAGGUGGAAAGACUGUACAAAUGUUUAAUAUGAAUAUAGUGUUCCUUGGGAAUAAGGCAAGCUGUUGAAUGGUUAAAUUGUGCAUUUCUCAUUUUGAUGUGUCAUGUAUGUUAAUAUGAUGAAAUAAAAUCAAAACUGGUACCUGUUUAUACAUAAAUAUGAGAAAGGACCUCUCUUUGCAGCUGUAAACUUCUUGGGAACAGCAGCAUCCAAGUUGUGAAAGGAGGCCGUAGUGGGACCUGUUCUGCUCCUCUCACAGCAAAGAGUUUAGCUCAAAAUAAAGUGUAGGGCCGCCCCAGUGGCGUAGUGCUUAAGUUCACAUGCUCUGCUUUGGGGGCCCAGAGUUCACAGGUUUGGAUCCCAGGCAUGGACCUACACACCGCUCAUGAAGCCAUGCUGUGGUGGUGUCCCACACAGAAAAUAGAGGAAGACUGGCACAGAUGUUAGGGCCAGUCUUCCUCACAAAAAAUAAAGAAGUGUUGAGGUCAUCAGAUUGUGCUCCGUUAUUCACAUGAAACGUGGGAUCAUUAGCUAACAAUUCAGUGCCAGCCUUCAUUCUUUCCUGUGUCUACCAGAUGCACACUACGCUGUAGAAACUUAAGGCACUUGGUGAAUAUUUGGUGACUGAAUCCAGAAUAAGUCCAGAGUAAGAAGAAAAAAGACCAGAUACAUAUUCGUGGUACAUUUUAAUAUAAUAUGUAAAUGGUUUUAUAAUUCUUGUAGGGAAAACAAGGGAAAGUUAUUAAAGAUCUGUUCCCCAUC